GUCUGUUGGUUGGGGCUGGAACUUUUGAGUGCAGUAGACGCAGCGGAGGUACCAGCUAAAGAAAGAGGCACGAUGCACUACUACCGCUAUGAGGCUGCUGAGGUCAGUUGCUGUUACAAGUACCUCAUGUUCAGCUACAACAUCAUCUUCUGGCUGGCUGGGGCAGCAUUCAUUGCCAUCGGUCUCUGGGCCUGGAGUGAGAAGGGGGUGCUGCUGGACCUCACCCAGGUGACGCGGAUGCACGGCUUUGAUCCCGUGUGGCUGGUGCUCUUGGUGGGCGCCAUCACCUUCAUUCUGGGUUUUGCCGGUUGCGUGGGGGCACUGAGGGAGAACAUCUGCCUUCUCAAGUUUUUCACCGGUCUCAUCAGCAUCAUCUUCUUCCUGGAGCUGACAGCAGCUGUCCUAGCAUUCGUCUUCCAGAACCCGCUAAAGGAGUGGAUUAACGAUUUCUUCUUGACAAACAUCAAAGGAUACCGGGAUGACGCAGAUCUGCAGAACCUCAUAGAUUCUCUGCAGAAACUGAACCAAUGCUGUGGGGCCCAAGGUCCUGAAGACUGGGAUAGGAACAUUUACUUCAACUGUUCCCAAAGUAAAAGUGUUGAGAGAUGCGGAGUGCCUUUCUCCUGCUGCAUUAGAGACCCGGCUGAGAAGGACGUGGUGAACACCCAGUGUGGUUAUGGAGUCCGAGAUAGAAAGUUCACAGGCAAACUGGACACCGUCAUUCACACGAGAGGUUGCAUAACAGCCAUGGAGCAGUGGCUUCCCCGCAACAUCUACAUAGUGGCGGGAGUCUUCAUCGGCAUCUCCAUUCUGCAGAUGGUGGGUGUCUACCUGGCGCGAGCGCUCAUCUCGGACAUCGAGCGAGUCAAGUUCCACUACUGAUUUGGGUGUGGCCCCUGCUUCGCGGACUCGGUCACGGCAGCCAGUAUUCAGAUGAACCCUGCCUUUUGAACUCUUGAAACUCGAUCAGCAGACUAUAAAUGCCCUCGCUAUGUGGUCGCCUUCAUCUUGUAAUGUUCUCAAGGAACUUUACCCUCUCUGCAAGUCGUUCUGGACUCGCUUUCUACCUCCCUGGCCCACACUGUUGAUAAAAUACACACAUUGGGAAGCAUGCUUUCGCUCCUCUCCCUGGCUCAGUAAACACAGGUCUAAUUGAAAGUGAUCCCCGAGCUUUAAAGGCCUGCCUGCUGACUACCUGAAUGCCAGUCUCCCAUUGGCCGCCUGCUCUUCCUCACCCUUCGCCAGCUGCGGUGGUUCAGUUUCCCCUUUCAACAUCUCUCCACCCCAUCAGUGGUGCCGGUGUCAUAGACCUCUGGCACAUUCCAGAAUCACAGUGAAGGAGACGGACCCAGCUAUAGCACGGAGGCGUGUGUGAGCUCACCAGGGUGUGAUUCUGACUCCUGUUUCCCCUCAGUCAUUUACUCACUGUGUCCCCCAUGCAGGAUAUGAGGCUGAGGGCCAAUGAAGUUCACACAUGAAGUAUUUAGUAAUCAGUAUUUAAUACAUUUAACCCCCUUUUCCAUCUAGCUGCCGACUGAGCCAUAUUAUUUUCAACACCAAAGAGAUGCAUAGUGGAGUGUCAGCCCAGUGUGUGACAUAAGUAGUACUUUCUACCGCCUCUGCUGAGUAAUGUUGAGCUAUGACUAAUCGACAGCAAUUGUUUUUACUGUUAGCUGUAAACUUGAACAUGGACUUCUGUGGCAGUGUACACACCCUCACACAAACAUUAAGUGCCUUGUCAGUGAGAAGUUGGUCGGUAAAUCAUAGUUUGCAAGACCCUCUCGAAAGGCGUCUUCCUCAAAUGCUGCAAUGCACUGGUGCCUUGGAUCCAAUUCUUAACAUUCCUUUCCCAUGAUGAACUUCUGUGGGGAGAAGAUGAGCAAGAGAGGCAUGCUUUGCUGGAGGAUUCGUUACUUUCUUCUCUUGUCUGUUUUUAAAUGUUGAAUGUUUUUUUUGCACCGUUUUGUAUGUAAUUAAAAGCUUUUAUAAUUUU
This is a messenger RNA of Scleropages formosus (Asian bonytongue), 1993 nucleotides long. Its product is annotated as tetraspanin-14-like. The transcript is spliced from 9 exons. Lineage: Eukaryota; Metazoa; Chordata; Actinopteri; Osteoglossiformes; Osteoglossidae. The coding region runs from base 73 to 882 and encodes 269 amino acids. The record is from RefSeq and is a predicted model, not a curated record. Gene Ontology annotation, cellular component: plasma membrane.